Messenger RNA from Pelagomonas calceolata, 2283 nucleotides. The record is from the annotation of a GenBank genome assembly. Lineage: Eukaryota; Pelagophyceae; Pelagomonadales; Pelagomonadaceae.
CCGGUCCCAUACUGCAGUACUCCCCGGCCCCUACUGCGGAUGUAAACGCUGUCGAGGCAAAAAAAAAAAUGGUCGUAAACAUUUUCACAAAACAAAUCAGACAGCAAGAGGAUGAAACUGGUCGCGGGCACACGCCGAACUCUCUCCACGGAGUUAUCUCGCCUCGAAACGAAGAGCUACCUCAGUUACGCGACUACCCAUCUGCGAAGUAUGAGCUAUUUUGAUAUAUUUCAUUAUUAUUACAGUCCUGCACAGGCGAGAGGCUCUCUUUGACCAGAAGUUGGAAUUGUGUUCGCACGUAUUCAGCUUUGAAGAUGUGGGCAUUACUCUCCAUUAAACAACUCUUGACUCAAUUGCACGCAGGCAGCUUCCAAUAAGAAAGAAAAAGAAGUCAAGAGGCAAACGCUUCUCGAACUUGUGGACUAUGUAAAUACUUCUGCCGGGCAAAAAAUAUUUACUGAAGCAUCUAUGCCAGUUUGUAGCCAUGUUCUGAUGCAGGAUAUCAACCGUGGAUACUCCCCCUGUGUCUAGGCAAUUAUGAAUUGCGUUCGCGCAAACAUAUGCCGCUCGUUGCCACCACAAACCGAAGACUAUGAUCCAGAAGAAGACGAACCUAUACUUGAGCCAUCGUGGCCCCACCUUCAAGUAGUUUACGAAUUUUUCUUGCGCUUCGUCGUCUCCUCUGAAGUAAACGCAAAAGUAGCCAAAAAGUAUGUUGAUGCAAAUUUCUGUUACAGCGCUGGCCGUUGUCAUUGUAUCUGUUAUAAUACAUGUUAUCAACGGUGGUAGGUCUCAUCGAAUUGUUUGACUCGGAAGACCCCAGAGAGCGAGAUUACCUCAAAACAAUUUUGCAUCGAAUAUAUGGCAAGUUCAUGAGUCACCGAUCAUUCAUCCGAAAGACAAUAUCUAAUGUGUUCUACCGCUUUGUAUAUGAGACGGAGCGACACAACGGUGUUGGUGAACUCCUUGAGAUCUUAGGGUCCAUCAUUAAUGGAUUUGCAAUUCCACUGAAACGUGAACACCUUCAGUUCCUACAAUACGCUUUGAUACCUCUUCACAUUCCUAAAUGCGUGACUCUAUACCAUCAGCAGCUUUCAUAUUGUGUUAUCCAAUUUGUUGAAAAAGACCCAGAUACCGCGGUUCCUAUACUCAAUGGGCUUAUCCGGUAUUGGCCGUGGUCCUCAUCAGCCAAGCAAGUCCUUGUGAUGAACGAGCUUGAAGAAAUCUUAGAAUUACUUGGCCACGAACCUCUCCUGGUUGUCCGCGACACGCUCUUUGAACUCGUUGGUUUCUGUGUCAAGCAUAUCUAGUAGUAAACAACAUAACUUGUAGAUUCGCAAAUGUUUAUCAUCAGAGCAUUUCCAAGUGGGGCUAGUGUCCUCCAACACGUCACCUCGUCUCGCCUUAUGGAGUCAAGAGAUUGUAGGUAACGGAACGAACGCUGUUCUUAUGGAACAAUGAUCAACUGAUCAAUCACGGUUGUCUCUCCAAGCAGCAUGCACCCACUCUUCUGCCGAUCAUCUACACUGCUCUAGUUGACAAGGCAGAGAAACACUGGAACGCCACUGUUGAAGGACUUGUCAGUACCAGUGCAAACAAACACUAGGUCUGUCACAGAAGUAUACUACAGGCCACCAAUGUACUGAAAGUAUAUCAAGACUUUGACAUGAAGACAUACAAUGCUUGCAGAGAACGAGCAGAAGACCAGGCAGCUACGAAAAUCCAAACAGAGGCAAUGACACAAGCGCGCUGGGAACAGAUUUAUGCUCUUGCUGGAAAGAUGGAGCCUUGAAAUCCAGACUAGCAGACGUAUGUACCUCGCAACCUUCGAGAUGCUGCUGUGAGCAUAAAGCCUAACAAAUUUGCCAUCCAAUGACCUGCUCCUACGGCGAUCACACAGAAAGUCGGCCGUCUUUUGACCAUGCUUGCUUUUGGACCCUACCUGCCUCACGAGCAAAGGCUAUAUAGAAAAAACUGAGUAGCCGAGCCGGAGGCCAGGAUUUGCACUCGCCACUUUGGAACUUGUGAGACCACUACCAUCGUCGAAGAGAGUAGAACAGGUAAAAGAGACUCUAUGGCACCACCCGCCGGAAUGGGCGGCCCUAUUUGAAGGAGCAAGUAGCGUAGCGGCGUAUUAGCUUCCUUUUCUUUUAUGACUUGAGGCCGCAGGUCUGGCGAGGAGUCCAACUCGGAGGGAACUUGAAGUGUUUUACUAGCAAUCGUACUUGGCUGGGACGGCUGAGACAUUCCGCCUGGGAGUUAUCCUUAAGAAUAAACUAUCUA